AUGAAAUAUAUUGCUGAUAACUUGACUGUUGCGGCACAACCUCUUAGUGAGGAAGAUCUUACAUUGUAUAUUCUUGGUGGCUUAGAUCCCGAUUAUGAUGCAUUGGUGGUCUCUAUUACCUAUAGAGUUGAAAUCAUAUCCCUUGCUGACUUACAUGGGUUUUUGCUAAGCCAUGAGACACGUCUUGAAAAUCUAAGUACUAUUGAACAAAGGCAAGUGCACUUUACUGCAAAAUCUUCAAAUUUUAAUCCUAAAUGUGAUGAUGGCUACAAAAAGAACUCUAACCCAAACCUGAAUCAACAUUAUGGAGGACGCUCGGGAAGGGGUCGAGGAUGUGGUGGCAGGUUUUAUCAUUCUUAUCAAGUCAAUGCACAAACUCAAAUGGCAGCCUACAUCGCUCCACCAAAUGUUGUAUCUGAUCCAGCUUGGUAUCCAGAUUCUAGUGCUACGUACCAUGCAUCUUACAAAUGA
Solanum tuberosum (potato) is the source of this 471-nucleotide messenger RNA. RefSeq lists its product as uncharacterized. The coding region runs from base 1 to 471 and encodes 156 amino acids. The transcript has 2 exons. NCBI's taxonomy places the organism in Eukaryota, Viridiplantae, Streptophyta, Magnoliopsida, Solanales, Solanaceae. The record is from RefSeq and is a predicted model, not a curated record.